Uranotaenia lowii is the source of this 4896-nucleotide messenger RNA. RefSeq lists its product as uncharacterized. Bases 1 to 4896 code for a protein of 1631 amino acids. The record is from RefSeq and is a predicted model, not a curated record. The transcript is spliced from 2 exons. Gene Ontology annotation, biological process: DNA integration; proteolysis. NCBI's taxonomy places the organism in Eukaryota, Metazoa, Arthropoda, Insecta, Diptera, Culicidae. Gene Ontology annotation, molecular function: aspartic-type endopeptidase activity; nucleic acid binding.
AUGGAUGCGGAGCAAAAUAUUCGUGUCUGUCAAGAACGCGUACAUACUUUGCUUGAUCAAUUAAAAACGGCCUACAAAGCAGCCGAUUAUCAGUUUAUGCGUCAAGCCAUUUCGCGUCUGAUUCAUUAUCGGGAUCGUCUAGCGAUAGUUGAACCAACAUCAAAGCUAGAAGACAUGUAUAAAACUCUCACUCUUCUGGUUCAAUGUUCAUUAGAGGACAUUGAAGACGUGUUAAAUAAUCCGCGAAAGAAAGUAAGUGGACAAGUGCUAAGUGCUAGUGAGGAUUAUGGUGCAGCAGCAGUGGAUCUGAGCGCAUCCCGAGCCGAGUCGAGCAGAACAGGAACCAUUCCAAAAGCUUCGAGGGACAGGAUCGCAGCCAGCUCGAAUCAGCUAGUCGACAUCGGAAAGGAGCAGCCAGCUCGCAGUGCAUCGCAGUCGGAGGCCAACUCAUUCAGUUCAGGACGCGAAAGCACGUACUUAGGGAAUUCACCAUGGGUGAGCGGAGUUGCCGCAGUUGAAGAACCAGUUUCGAGGAGACAUCUGCAGAGGCAACUGCUUUCAGACCGAGAGCGCAACGUGCACGAAUCGCAGCAGGCAGCAUCAUACCUGCGCGGCGCUGAAGAACAUAAUUUUGGGUCACAGCCACAACAGUUUAGUCGUCAUCGUGCAGCUAGAAGCAGCGAGAAGCUUGGGUUUCAGGAAGACGACUCUGCUCCGCCACCGUACGCUUCAAGAGAAGCGGGAGAGUCAUUUGCGAGGAAUGAGUACAGCCGUUUAAGAGAUGAAUUACUGGAGCGAUAUAUGCGACGUGAACAGGAAGCAAACCAACAACGGCGCUGGGAAGACCGACGUUCUUCGAGCAAGGCGAUUCACAAUUGGCAGAUUUUCUACAAAGGUGAGAGGGAUGGCGCGUCGUUGAACGAAUUUAUUCAAAGCGUGGAGGUGUUCGCAUUGUCAGAAGAGGUUCCGGAGCAAGUUUUGUUGCAGAACAUCAAGCACUUAUUGAAAGGUGAUGCUUUAAAGUGGUACGCGAGAGCAUUCUUGAGAGGCGAUUUGAGAUCCUGGGGUGAUUUCAAGCGGUUAAUCCGGGGAGAGUUCCUACCAAGCAGCUACGCAUACAUUUUGAGGGCUGAGGCAUAUCAUCGGCUCCAAGGGGAGCAAGAAACUUUUAGUGACUUCUUCGCAGACAUUUCUACACUGUUCAGCUAUGCAAAUCCUCCCGCAACGGAUAGAGAGAAAUUGUUUAUAAUAAAAAAGAACAUGAAUUCUACGUACGCUCCGGUAGCAGCAGCACAGCAAGCAGCUUCGGUUGAACAACUGGUAGAAGCAUGUAAGGAAUUCGACGAGCUCAGAAAGCUCCAACAGCUGCAGCGGCGAAUGCUACUUCCGGCAGCAUCGCUGUUAGAACCAUCGCUCGCUACGCCAGUGCCAGUACAACGCGCUAAUCGCAGUGCUCCGAUGAAUCAGCGCUACGGAAGAGUCAAUGUGCUAGAAGAAAUGAACAGUCGCAGAAAUGAAGAAGCAGUGAGUUCAUACGGUGAAUCGUCGGUGAUCAACAGUAGCAACAAGGUGGAAGAUCGUUUGGAGGAACUGAUUCAUCAGGUCGACGCAUUGAGGGUGAGAUUUGAACGCAGGGAGCAAAACACUACAAACACGCGGGAAAAUCAAUCGCGACCGGCCGUGUCCGGUCAGGAGCAACCAGAACCAACGAGCGAGCUGCCCAAGUUGCCGUCAUCGUUCGGGAAACGCCCCGGCGGGGAACUAGUAACGGAGGGACCAAAUUCCUCGCCAUGUUUUGAUGAUCCUUCCCAAAUACCGGAUUUCAACAACAUCAACUCUUUAGUCAUCAAUCUAAACAACGACAAUCGACCGCAUGCAGUAAUCGAAGUCCUGGGAAAAAGCAUCACUGGUCUGUUAGAUAGCGGGGCGAACUGCUCGCUUCUCGGAGGAAGCUGUGUACAGCUAGUGGAGCAGCUAAAAUUGCGGAAAGGAUCGUUGGCUGGAGGAAUUAAGACUGCAGAUGGAACGGAGCAUCAUUUCCAAACGUUUGUUCGUCUACCUAUUGCUUACAAUGGAAAGACCCGAGUAAUCCCAGUAUUGCUUUUACCGACCCUGCCGGAUUGCGUGAUUCUGGGGAUGAACUUUUGGAAUGAAUUCGGAGUCAAGGCCAUAUGCUGUAGCAUGAAAUUACAAGGUGAAGUCCAGGGCAACGAUGAAGAGGAGGUCAACAGUAACUUCGACAGCAACGUAACGAGCAAGAGACAUCAGCAGAAGCAGUUGUGGCCGGAACAAUCAGUCAUCCUAGAAGCAACAGUAGCAAACUUCCCUACAGCAACGGAAGGUCGUCUGGGUCGCACGAAUCUAUACACACACCGCAUUGAAAUCGGGGAUGCGCAACCGAAGAAGCAGCGUUACUAUGUGAUGUCGAAAUACGUGUUGGACGAGGUAAACAAGGAAAUAGACCGAAUGAUAAAGCUAGACGUUAUCGAAGAAGCUCGCUUUUCGCCGUGGAACAACCCGCUGGUAGCCGUGAAGAAGAAGACGGGCCAAUAUAGAGUGUGUCUGGAUGCUCGCCACCUAAACUCCAUCAUGAUCAAUGAAGGCUAUCCAAUCCCGCAGAUUGCAGCAAUUAUGAACAACCUCAGCGGCUGUAAGUUCAUUUCAUCGAUAGACUUAAAGGACGCAUUCUGGCAAAUACCACUUGAAACAGCUUCAAGGCAACUCACGGCAUUUACGGUACCUCAGCGAGGCCACUUUCAAUUUAAGGUGGUUCCUUUCGGGUUGUGCACCGCUAGCCAAGGACUGGAGAGAGUAAUGGUGACCAUCUUCGCGGAUAUGGAACCAAAGGUCUUCCACUACCUUGACGACAUUAUUGUGUGUUCGGAGACCUUUGAAGAGCAUAUAAAGUUACUCGAAGAAGUGGCCAAGAGACUUCGUGCAGCUAAUCUGACAAUUUCUGCUGAAAAAUCCUGUUUCUGUAGGAAGGAGAUAAAAUACCUGGGAUAUGUGUUAAACCAAGAUGGCUGGAUGGUAGAUCCAGAGAAAACAAGCUGUGUAGUCAAUUUUCCGAUUCCAACAACCAGGAAAGAGGUGCAGCGCUUCAUCGACAUGUGCAACUGGUAUCGUCGGUUUGUAGCAGACUUCUCGGAGAUAGCGGCGCCUCUCACGGAGCUUACCAAGGUAAAGCACAAGUUUCGUUGGACGAUUGAAGCAGAAGAAGCCUUUCUACGACUCAAAUCAGCCUUAGUAUCUACACCGAUUCUCGCGCCACCGGAUUACACGAAGCAGUUCGCGAUCGCUUGCGAUGCGAGUGAUGUAGCGAUUGGAGCAGUACUCACGCAAGAAACUGAUGGUCAAGAGCAUCCAAUAUGCUACUUCUCACAAAAAUUAUCGACAGCAGAGCGGAAAUAUUCGGUGACGCAACGAGAGUGUCUGGCAGUAAUCAGAGCCAUCGAGAAAUUCAGAGGAUACGUAGAAGACGUUCAUUUCAUCGUGUAUUGUGACCACUCUGCCCUCAGUUACCUCAAAACGAUGAAGAAUCCUACAGCGCUGAUGUGCAGAUGGCUGCUACGACUCAAUGCUUUUGAUUUUGAGAUUCGCUACCGAAAGGGAUCGGUAAAUGUGGUUCCAGACACCCUGUCCAGGAUUGUGGCUUCAGUAACAUUCACUCAAGGUUCAAAUGCAGAUGACUGGUAUGCUAGAAUGAAGCAGAACGUUAAAGAAACGCCGAACAAGUUCGCCGACUUUCAGAUCAUUCAGGACGAGUUGUAUAAGAAUUGUACCUCCAAGGAUGACGCCGGGAACACUACGCAUCGUUGGAAGAAAGCAGUACCCAAGGAAAAUCGUGUCGAAAUCAUGCGGAAAUUCCACGACGCACCUUCAGCCGCGCAUCUGGGAUUUCAAAAGACAUUGCAGAAAAUUCAGGUACACUUCUACUGGCCGAAGAUGAGAGAAGAGGUUGCACGGUACGUCAAGCAGUGCAAUGUUUGCAAAGGUAGCAAAGCAGCAAACUCCAAGAUGAUGCCUCAAAUGGGGAAGCUAAAGCCAGCACGCACCCCAUGGGAACUAAUUUCCAUAGAUUUUGUCGGUCCUUUAACACGCUCACGUUCUGGUAACACGGUUAUGCUUGUCGUGGUGGAUUGGGUUACCAAGUAUAUCGUCGUUCAUCCGAUGAAAUCAGCGGAUUCUGGCAAGAUGGUGGAGUUCCUCGAGAAUCAAGUCUUCCUGAAGUUCUCGCGUCCAAGAAUAAUCCUUUCAGACAACGGAAAACAGUUCAUCUCAUCUGCCUUCAAAUCUCUUUUGAGCAAGCACAACAUACAACACAUGCUAACGGCAUAUUAUUGUCCUAUGGUGAAUAACGCAGAGAGAGUCAAUCGAGUCUUGGUAACCUGCAUACGAUCGUUGAUCGACGAGGAUCAUCGGACCUGGGACGAGCAUCUGCCUGCAAUUUGCGCAGCCAUCAACAGCGCCAAGCAUGAAGUAACAGGAACCAGUCCGCACGUCGCAAAUUUUGGAAGAGAACUAAUUCUGCACACCGAUUUGUACACUCAGGAAGGUCUGAACACCGACGAAGAUCCAAAAAUCGCUCUGGAUAUCCGUUUAUCAACGAUCAAGCGCAUACAGGAGUUUGUGAUGAAACGAAUCCGGAACAACCAUGCGAAGUCGAAGGAGCGGUAUGAUUUACGAAAGAGAUCUGUGAUAUUCAACGUAGGAGAUCUGGUAUGGCGAAGAACUUUUACCCAGUCUUCUAAGGUGGAUCACAUAAAUCGUAAACUAGAUCCGAAAUUCCUGCCAGCGAUAGUGAAAGCAGUACUUGGUACCAACCUGUACACUCUUGAAGAUGUGUCAACCGGGAAACGUGGUCAGUACCACGCUAAGGAUAUCAAAGCGGACUAA